CCUGGCAACUUCGCGAUGCCAAUUCAUGCUCAAACUUAUCCUCCACUUGGAAAAGUCACUGUACUUGAUCGAGAUGUGCUCGAUUUGACUGCUGUUCUCAAUAUCCCUCACACUCAAUCCGGAAAUCAUCCGGAAUGGGAAGCAUCACUCUGGUACUCAGUAGACGGAGCUGCUGACUGGAGUGAGGCACGGCUGAGUCCUUGCCCUGAGGCAAGCAGACCAUGUCCGCUACAGCGACAAGACUCGCUGACGGGGCAACUCUACUUCCGCUUUUCUUUCACGUUCGAGCGUUCUAUCACUUUCACUGUGAAGUAUCGCAGUGGUCGCGCAGACGACUGGACUUGGGUCAGGGACGAGUCCAAUCUAGAAGAUGGGACUGUUGUGAGACAGUCCUCGCCGGGUUUCUUUGAAGAUAUCUCUGCAGAGCUUCCACAUCUCGGUUCGGAAUGGGAGAUCGAGAAACGCCCUUGCGAUAUUGCGAGCCUUUGGCGCCUUCAAGCGGGAGUUCCACGACCUUGCCCUGGGCGAGGAGAACCGGAUCAGGAUACUUCUACCAUUCGUGACUUCCAUCUCGGCCUCCCCCGCAAGCCGGUCCUCAGAUGGUUUGCCCUUGUGCGUCAGUGUGCCUCUUGGCUUGCGCCUCGUCACGGGCGAAGUCAUCUGUCUUUUGACAAAGAUGCCGUCCUGUGUGCGUUUCUGCUGGAGAACGGGCACUAUCUUGCGUUCUUCGCAGUCAGCGGCUUGAACAAUGUGAUGUCGGUGUUCCAGAGUACGCAUGAUGGGAUGCUCACGGUUCAUACACGCAGUGAUGGUUCUGGGGCAUAUCCAGAAAAGGCUACAGUACUUAUCGCCGAAUCCCGUCACUUAGAGAAGGCCAUCCAGGGGAUAAUGGCAUUCGUUCGUGAACAAAGUGAUAGUUUACCCAGAAUCGGAAUGGAGCACCAGGAGGAAGAAGCCCCUUUUCACUCUGAGAUGUACAAAUCGACCGAUCGCGACGCUUGGCACGACGGUCUGGGUUUCUGCACGUGGAAUUGCUUGGGGCCGGAGAUGACCGAAGCACGUCUGCUCGAAGUAUUGGAUGACCUCCAGAGCCAUGGCAUUCAAAUCACCAACCUCAUCUUGGACGAUGGCUGGCAGCACAUCGGCGACGGCGACACGCCGUUCUCAAGAGGGUGGACCGACUUUGAAGCCGCUCCAGAGAGGUUUUCCUCGGGUCUGAAAGCAACAGUCGCUUCGAUCAAGCACAGAUACGGGCGCAUUCGCCAUGUUGCCGUGUGGCAUGCUCUGCUUGGAUACUGGAGCGGGAUAGAUCCCAGGGGUCGACUUGCCGCAAAGUACGCCAACCAGACACUUGCUCGCAAAGACGACCACCUCGGGCUCGAUGGUGACAUGACGGUCGUUUCCAAGGAUGACUUGGCAAGGUUCUACGACGAUUUCUACGAGUUCCUGAAGGAUGCUGGCAUCGAUGGCGUCAAGACUGACGUGCAGAGCAUGGUAGAGUGUUGGAGCAGCGCCAGAGCUCGUCGCGAGCUCCUGUACUCCUAUCUCGACACAUGGAGUCAAGCUACACUUCGACAUUUCGAGAUGAAGACCAUCUCUUGCAUGUCCAUGUUCCCACAGGCCUUAUCAUACACAUAUGCCUCUUGCCACCGGCUGAUAUACCCUAUGCGAACAUCCGACGACUACUUUCCAGACGAGCUGGAUUCACACGCAUGGCAUAUCUGGACGAAUGCACACAAUUGUGUGUUGCUCCGGGAGAUGAAUGUGUUGCCUGACUGGGAUAUGUUCCAGAGUGUUCACGACUAUGCAGGUUUUCAUGCCGCUGGGAGGUGUAUCAGUGGUGGCCCGAUUUAUAUUACUGAUAAGCUCGGCGAACACGACCUUGGAUUGAUUGACCAGGUAUCGGCGAGGACGCCUCAAAAUGGUACAAUGGUCUUGCGGCCGAGCGGUACCGCACGAGCGAUGGACCCCUUUGCUGAUUCUAAGGACCUUUUGUUGCUCAAGGUUGGGAAUCAUUACGACAAUGCAGACUCGAAAGCCUCGAUUCUAGGACUGUUCAAUGUCACGAGGCGUCGCAUCAUGGAACUUGUGGCCCUCUCAGACUUCCCUGGUGUGGAAGAAGACAAGAAAUAUGUUGUCCGUUCCUACCGGUCUGGCUUAACGCCAACUUCAGACUGUACCAAGAAGACGCCCGUUCUAUACGAUGUGUCCAUUGAUUCGCACCAGUGGGACAUUUUAUACGCUGUUCCCCUGGUGCCUUUGGACAGCACAGUCAAAGACGGCGUGCAAAUAGCGAACCUCGGGCUUCUGGACAAGAUGAUGGGGUGUGCUGCUGUUUUGAAUACCUCUUUUGAAUCGGCAGCUGACGGCAAGAUCGAAAUAACGACCACACUCAAGGCACUCGGCGUCCUUGGUGUCUACAUCGACAGUCCGUCACGCCUCGACAUUUCAGAGAACAUCACUGUGAAGUUGCAUGGAGAGUAUGUCCCUGUCGACUUCCUCCACUUUCCACGCCAGGGGCUCGUGUUAGAGAUCGAUGUUCAGAGGGCUUGGAAAGAACUGGGGUUGACAUGCGGUGCAGAGGAAAAGGUAACAGUAGAUAUAUCGUUGCAGUUUUAAGUCGUAGAACAUGAAGAAGAUUUCAGAGCUGGACGCUUGAAUGAC
Emericellopsis atlantica is the source of this 2664-nucleotide messenger RNA. Its product is annotated as raffinose synthase or seed imbibition protein Sip1-domain-containing protein. Lineage: Eukaryota; Fungi; Ascomycota; Sordariomycetes; Hypocreales; Bionectriaceae. The record is from RefSeq and is a predicted model, not a curated record. Bases 16 to 2619 code for a protein of 867 amino acids. The transcript is spliced from 6 exons.